AUAAAAGUGAAACAAAAUAAAAAAGCACUUUUUUGUGAUUUUUUAAAAAUCAGCUUAAUUUGUUCUAGAAAGUGAAAUAUUUGAUUAUGGCGAGUGAUGGUUUUAGCAAUAAGAAUAAGGCAGUGAAGAUUGUGAUUAUCACUACAGAAUAUGUGGAGACUGAUGCUAUGAGUUUUAAGUCUGUGGUACAGAAGCUAACUGGUAAGUGUUCUUAUGAUGAACGUGGUUUUGAUGAAAGUACAGAAGCUCCAAAAGCUAAGAGGGAAAAGCAUAAUCUAUGGGAAAAUGGGAAUGGAAGAAGCUCUUUUUUUAUAAGUGAUUCUUUGUUUAAUGAGUAUGAUAUGUUGCUUAGUGAGAAGAUGCUGUCAAAUGACCACUUUUUGUUUGAGUCACAAAUUUAACUACCACUGUAUAUACUUGUAU
Trifolium pratense (red clover) is the source of this 423-nucleotide messenger RNA. Its product is annotated as VQ motif-containing protein 10-like. The coding region runs from base 87 to 401 and encodes 104 amino acids. NCBI's taxonomy places the organism in Eukaryota, Viridiplantae, Streptophyta, Magnoliopsida, Fabales, Fabaceae. The record is from RefSeq and is a predicted model, not a curated record. The transcript has a single exon.